Messenger RNA from Fusarium keratoplasticum, 744 nucleotides. RefSeq lists its product as uncharacterized. The transcript is spliced from 3 exons. The record is from RefSeq and is a predicted model, not a curated record. The coding region runs from base 1 to 744 and encodes 247 amino acids. Lineage: Eukaryota; Fungi; Ascomycota; Sordariomycetes; Hypocreales; Nectriaceae.
AUGACAGUAUCACGACUGCUCGUGCCGCUGCUGGUCCUGGCUGGACAGUCGCUGGCGGGCAACUUUACCAUUUCCAACGGCCAGAUCUUCACCCCUGGUUUCGUUGUGCUAAAUGCCCCUCAACCAGACACUCCUUUGGGAGGUGACACGCUACAUAUCUCCAUCGACGUGACGGCUAACGGCAAGCUGCCGCUGCCACCAUACGAAGAAGAUGCCCCCAGCCAGAUUUUCAGCAUAGAGAUGUUUCUCUACAGUUACACCACGGGACGCAACUUUACCAUCUCGAAUGGCACGGCUAGCGCCAACAACGCGAGCCUCGGCGAAAUCAUGGCGCAGGAACCCGACAGCACCGUGAAGCACGUCAACUGGGUCUGGCCCGAUUGUUUAGUGGGCGACGGCAAGCCAGAGGAUGACGAGAGCGACCGGGGCAUUUAUAAUAUCUCCAUCCGGCAAAAUUUUAGACUCAACGGCGACGACUACUAUACCAUUUUCGACGUCCCUAUUUCCGUCACUAAUUCGAUCGAAGAGGAUGACGAUCGCCCCUCUUGCGACGACUUGUCCAAUGAGCUGCUUCCAUAUGAAGAUGUCGACGCAGAGACGGCCAACGAAGUCGGCGUACUGUUUGCCCCAGGAGAUGCGACAGAGGUUGAGGCGGGGGACAAGGACUCUGGGGCGUCGAUCGCCAAUCUGGGGUUGAUGGCAUAUGCUGGGGGGUUGGCGGGCAUAAUGGUCGCAAUCCUGUAA